This is a messenger RNA of Cladophialophora carrionii CBS 160.54, 1902 nucleotides long. RefSeq lists its product as uncharacterized. The record is from RefSeq and is a predicted model, not a curated record. NCBI's taxonomy places the organism in Eukaryota, Fungi, Ascomycota, Eurotiomycetes, Chaetothyriales, Herpotrichiellaceae. The transcript has 3 exons. Bases 1 to 1902 code for a protein of 633 amino acids.
AUGGCUCCAACAACUCUGAUCACCUUUUUAGUCCGCACUCCACCUUCGACCAGAUCAGUCCAACUUUAUGGCUCCUGGGACAACUUCUCCACACCUUAUCCCAUGCAGCGGGACAGUCGUACCGGCCCCGAACAUUGGUCAGGCUGUCAUAGCUUCUCCAACAUCAUCUGUGAUGGAGAUGUCGAGGGCAACAAUACCCCUCGGGAAGGGGGACUGAAGAUGGGCGGGACGUACUGGUACUAUUAUACACUGGACGACGAGAUCGAAUUCCACAAUUCAGCUGAGCCGGCAACAACCACGUGCCCUAUGCUUCCCGGCCAGCUAAUCAACGUUCUGAACGUGCCCUUUGCGCUAAGCAGCAGCGGUCGGUCUCGAAAUGACAGUGUGAGCUCGACAAGCUCCGAGUACCGCACGAUGAAUCCUACAGACAAAUUCCUCAACCCUCGGCCAGCCCCAGCAAAGCCAGCAUUACCGCGUCUGAAGACUUCCCCAACUUUCUCACAGCUACCUUGGUCCUCUUCCAGUUCGCCAAUUAGCGCGACCUCGGUGUCUAGCAGGAGAGGAAGAUCCACCUCAUCUCGUGCACCAUCUCCGCCUGGCAGUGCCAAUAUCCUAGCGCUCGUUCGACCGAAGCCAUCUGCUCAAGAGCCUAGCAGGUCUACAUCACGCGGGAGUAACCGGUCUGUGGGCAUCAUUGGCGGUCUUCGAGCUUUAGCAUCUCCACUCCUGAUGAGCCCGGGAGGGUUCCCAGAAAGAGGCCGGACCCCCACAGACGGUAUCAGAUCGCCAGUGGUUCGCUCACGGGCCGCCUCCGCAAGAAGCGUCACACCGAAGCGAGCUCCGCUUGGGCCGACCCCGCCAACGACCGAAGGACAAGGCAAUCCUGCUUUGGCACCUGUACGCGAACUUGCGUUGCGCAAAGAUUUUAGUGACGACACUGAGAGUUCGGCCGCCGUGCCGAUUUCAUCCUUCGCACAGCAUCGUCGACAGCGCUCCCUGUCGCGGGAGCCCUCAUCCUUACGCAAUUCCCAACAGCUGGACACGUCUCCCGACUCAAAUAACUUCAGCCACACCACUGUCCCCUAUCACCCCCUAGAGACCUUGAAAGAGGUUGCUUCUGCAGCCAAUACACCUGUCUGGCCGCUUACAGCUCUGAAAGUUGAUAAGCACGACGCGAUCGAUGAUGGCCGGCUGCCUCUCGAUUUGGAGAAGAGGUUACCGACUUUACCAAAUACACCGUCCUCGGCGUAUCCGCCAAGUGCGGUAGAAGAAGAUGUUCAAGGUGGUGAACCAGAAGACAUUGCGAAUCUCCGAAGCCAUUUCUCCUGCACGACCGUGGACACUGAACCACGUACGGACAGUUACAUCCGUAACGACAACAGCCAUUUCUCAGACUGGACAGAUGCACCAACGCGGUUUUCACCACAAUCAGAGUAUGCCUCGAGCAUUGUCGAUUUCGAGCCAAUCAGUCCACCGCCCGGGCUGACAUUACACUUUCAGCUCGACAGCCAGGAAGAUCCGCAGGAGUCGGAGCGUCAUGGGUACGGCUUUCUCAAACAAGAUGGUCUCCCAUCAGCCUCAAGUUUCUCGACUGUCAGCUCGAUCGCUUCUUCCACAGCCCCGGCUUCGCAAGACAACGUUAGCAGCGCCAAAAGUGCACAUUUCUCCUGGAGCAAAUUCCAACAUUACAGCUUGCCAACCGAAGAAGCCGGUUCGGGCAACACGCUUAAGCCGACAUCGGCUGUCGAUCAUGUCGACCCUCUUGUUGUGAAUGAUCAUGCUGCAGGUGUCUACCAACCUCAAGUAAGUGGGGUUCAAGAGGUCUCUGUUCCUCAUUCCAGCAGCAUGCAGCAACUUCUUGACGAAUUGAGUUAUCUUGGCGAUAUGAUUCAACAGCAUUAG